This is a messenger RNA of Verruconis gallopava, 3562 nucleotides long. RefSeq lists its product as uncharacterized. The record is from RefSeq and is a predicted model, not a curated record. Gene Ontology annotation, molecular function: small GTPase binding; nuclear import signal receptor activity. Lineage: Eukaryota; Fungi; Ascomycota; Dothideomycetes; Venturiales; Sympoventuriaceae. The transcript is spliced from 5 exons. Gene Ontology annotation, cellular component: cytoplasm; nucleus. Gene Ontology annotation, biological process: protein import into nucleus. The coding region runs from base 12 to 3284 and encodes 1090 amino acids.
CGCAAGCAAAAAUGAGCGAGGAGCAUUUCGUGUCGCUUUUGCAGAGCUUGCUCUCACCUGAUACCGAGCGUAUCAAGGCUGCGACUGCGGAACUUAACAAGACCUAUUACACGUCUCCUCAGACCAUCAACGCCCUCAUACAGCUGAUCUCAUCACACCCAGAGGUUCAGUUGCGUCAACUAGCCGCCGUUGAGGCCCGUAAACUUGUUGCAAAGCAAUGGACCAAAGUUGAGGCUAAGGAGGAGCUACGCAAGAAGCUCCUCGAGGCUUGCUUCCACGAAGAUCAAAAGCUGGUCAGGCACUCCGCAGCACGAGUUGUGACCGCUAUUGCAAAAGUUGACUUCGAAGCGGAAGAAUGGGCUGAUCUACCUCGAACGCUCCUCCAGGGGGCUGAGAGUAGCGACGCCAGGCAUCGGGAGGUUGCCAUGUAUAUCAUCUUUACCUUGAUCGAGUCUCUUGGCGAUUUCUUCAUGGAGGCACUCCCCCGCUUGUUUGAGGUGUUCAGCAAGACUAUCAAGGAUCCUCAGAGCUCGGAAGUCAGGAUCAACACGAUGCUCACAAUCAGUCGAGUUGCUAUGCUCAUCGACACCGAAGAGGAUGCUACUUUGCUUGCCGCGUUUCAGGCCCUUCUUCCAGAUAUGGUCACUGUUCUGAAGGCUACAAUCGACGCUGGUGAGGAAGCAGAAGUCAUGCAAGCAUUCGAAGUAUUCCAAACACUGCUUGGCUGCGAUGCAGCUCUUCUCAACAAGCAUUUUGGCGACUUGGUCAAGUUUAUGAUGCAAAUUUCCGUCGAAAAAGGCAUAGACGACGAUUUUCGAUCCCAGGCACUGGCCUUCCUUAUGCAAUGUGCUCGCUACCGCAAGCUCAAGCUCCAGUCUUUGCGCCUGGGAGAAGAACUCACCACCAAAGCCCUUUCCAUCGUUCCCGAGCUUGGCGAUCUAAGCAGCGAUGACGAGGAAAUAACUCCAGCGCGUUCGGCUUUGAGCCUGCUCGACAUCCUUGCCUCAAGUCUGCCUCCAAGCCAAGUAGUUGUGCCACUGCUCAAGGCUAUUGGCCCCUAUGUGACUGAUGCGAACCCAGACAAUCGUCGUGCUGGUAUAUUGGCUCUUGGCAUGUGCGUUGAGGGCGCACCAGAUUUCAUUGCGACUCAGCUCCACGAGAUCCUGCCAAUGGUUCUUCGACUGCUUGAAGACCCCAAUGUUCGAGUGCGUGCUGCUGCUCUGCAAGGUGUUGCUCGUCUUUCAGACGAUUUGGCAGAGGAUGUUGCGAAGGAGCAUACCAAACUGAUCCCAGCCAUGAUAAAGAAUUUCGAUCUUGCCGUUCAAUCCAUCCCCACUACUUCUGCCGAGGAUCGUGAGGAACAUCUCGGUAUCAUUCGCGGAACGUGCAAUGCCGUCGACUCGCUUAUCGAAGGCCUUGACAGGAACGAAGCUGCGUCCUACGUUAACGAGCUUGUGCCACGCUUUAGCAAGUUCUUCGAGAUUGAGGACUACAAGACCAAGAUUGCUGCUAUAACGGCAGUUGGUUCUAUUGCUGCCGCAGCCGAAUCAGGAUUCAUGCCAUACUUCGCAAACACCAUGCAAGCUCUUGGCCCUUACGUCCCGCUCAAAGACUCACAGGACGAUCUCGAACUCCGCGGUGCAGUUUGUGACACCAUGGGGAAGAUUGCAUCCGCUGUUGGGGCUGAGCCAUUUCAGCAGUAUGUCAAUCCCCUUAUGCAAGCUUCUGAAGAGGCCCUGCACCUUGAUCACCCACGACUUCGGGAGACUAGCUAUAUCUUGUGGAGCACGAUUGCGAAGAUAUAUGAGGAAAAUUUCUCACAGUAUCUCGACGGUGUUGUCAAGGGUCUGCACCACUGCCUCGAGCAAGAAGAGGCCGAAGCUGAGAUUUCAUUGGGAGCUGAGGCAGCUGCGAUUGCAGGCAAGGAAAUCAAGAUUGGAGGCAAGACAUUUAAAGUUACAGAGGCCGAAGAAUCAGAUGACGACGAGAUCAUCGAACUUGGGGACGAUGAUGAUGAUUUCGAAGAUAUAACCAACCCUGCCACGGCCAUUGCUAUGGAGAAGGAGAUUGCCAUCGAGGUUCUUGGUGACAUUCUCACCCAUACUCGCGCACAAUUUGUGCCGUAUCUCGAGAAAACCGUUGAAAUUAUUCUUCCACUCAUUGAGCACUCAUAUGAGGGCAUUCGGAAAAGCGCUGUUGGAACGCUCUUCAGAGCUUAUGCCUGUGUGUGGGGUCUUGCCGAAGGUCAGGGAAUGGAAAAGUGGCAACCUGGCAUUCCUCUAAAAGUGCAACCCCCAGCACAGCUCUUCAAACUGGGUGCAGAGAUUAUGAAGAACACUCUCGACUUAUGGGAGGAAGAGAUGGAUCGGGGCACCGUCACUGAUAUACACCGCUCUGUCGGUGCCACUCUCAAACUCACUGGUCCAUCGAUUCUCAUGACCGUAGACAAUGGUCAAACCUUCGUAGACCGCAUUUCGCAGGAGUUGAUUGCCGUCUUGACCAAGAAGCACCCUUGCCAACAAGAUCUCGGUGAAGAAGGCGACGAUAUUGACGACGCUCUUCUUGAAGAGUCGAGCGAAUACGACUGGUUGGUCAUUGACACUGCCCUUGACUGCGUCGUUGGACUUGCUGCAGCACUAGGCGGAAGCUUUGGCGAGCUAUGGCAAGUCUUUUCGAAGCACAUCUUGAAGUACGUUUCAAGCCAGGAAGCAGGUGAGCGCUGCUCAGCAGUCGGGUGUAUUGCUGAGGUGAUUGGCAACAUGGGCUCCGCUGUCACUCCAUACACGGACAAGCUUCUUACGGUGCUGAUGAAGCGCUUGAGCGACGAGGAUCCCGAUACGAAAGCGAAUGCUAUGUAUGCAAUUGGCGUGCUCGCUGAGAAAUCCGACGACGUGGACAAGAUUAAAGGCGCAUAUAACUCUAUUCUGUCCAAAUUGGAGCCAGUCCUAGCUCCCGGUGCAACUGCAUCGACUCGUGUUCUUGAUAACGCUGCCGGCUGUGUAGCAAGGAUGAUCAAGAGACACCCUGACGCUGUGCCUCUACCUGAAGUUCUGCCAGCGCUAUUGAAAAUUCUCCCUGUAAAGGAAGACUACGAGGAGAACGGUCCUGCAUUCGAUGCUAUCGUUCAGCUCUAUCAAGCUGGUGAUGCAACCAUCCAGAGUCUCACGUCCGAAGUCAAGCCUGUAAUCGAGAAAGUGCUUAGUCCACCUGAAGAUCAACUGGAUGACGAGACAAGAUCCAAAGUUCUUGAUCUGGUCAAGUAUUUGCAGAGCAAGGGUGCAUGAAUUAGAACGUUUCUCGAAUGAGAAUUUGUAAAUGACUGUAUGAGGUUGGGAAAAGUGCACAGGUUGAGGCGAUGAUACCACGACGACCGUCGAUGCCGGGAAGGAAUGAAACAGGCUAUAUAGACUGCUCCGACAAGAAUAAGACAUUUCAUUUCCUCGACAGCGCUCUGGGUGAGAUAUAACUGCUCUUUCAGCAGCGAGUAAAUUUGCCGUAAGCAAUCAUAUAAGUAAGGCCUAGGGACGUGCUCCCAGAAUACUGAAUGCAUUGUCUGUCCGAA